Messenger RNA from Schizosaccharomyces cryophilus OY26, 1149 nucleotides. Its product is annotated as Dhp1p-interacting protein Din1. Gene Ontology annotation, cellular component: cytosol; nucleus. Gene Ontology annotation, biological process: NAD-cap decapping; nuclear-transcribed mRNA catabolic process. Lineage: Eukaryota; Fungi; Ascomycota; Schizosaccharomycetes; Schizosaccharomycetales; Schizosaccharomycetaceae. The coding region runs from base 1 to 1149 and encodes 382 amino acids. Gene Ontology annotation, molecular function: mRNA 5'-diphosphatase activity. The record is from RefSeq and is a predicted model, not a curated record. The transcript has a single exon.
AUGCAUUACGAAUUUGCUUUUUACCAGGUACGUCCUUCCAGCACGCCGUCUGUGUCAGAGCCCCAUGAGAUUGCUAGCUAUAGCCUUUCGGAAGAUCACACCUUUCAUCUAGACGAACGCCAACUCAAGUAUUAUUAUCCUCCAUUGCCUUACAGCGAUCUAAAUAGUGGGUAUCCUGACAAAUACCAUCCGCCGAAAGCAGGCGCAUAUCCCAUUUCCACAGCCAAAGAUAUUUUGGAAAAGAAACAUAUUAAUGCAAAAGCAGAGCUGUUUACCUGGAGGGGUCUCAUCACCAAAAUCAUGUGUGCACCGUUGUACCCAAAAAGCCAGUGGGAAUUGAAGCUGCGGAUGGAACCUGAUAGUGGUACAAUUUUCAUGGAAGAAGGAGAAUCCUCGGAAAAACCUUAUGAAAAUCAAGACAGAAUGUGCUAUUGGGGCUAUAAAUUCGAGGUCAUUUCUACAUUACCCACUAUAUGGGAUGCGUGUUCUCGAUCCGUCAUCGAGGGCAGAGACAACCAGCCUGUGAUCCCAGAUGAACAGUACUGUUCCAUUGUAAAAUACCAUAUAGGACGUACUCGAUUAAUUCUUGCGGGGGAAGUCGAUUGCGUCUGGGACGCAAAGCCAGGUGUAACGCCAGAUUCCGAUUUGGAUGGAAAAGUAGAUAGUCAUGUGGAGCAGUCUGAAGCACUUAGCCCAAGAGAAGAAUCCCUUCCGGAUCCCAAACGAAGGAAACUGGAGGAGACGCAUGAUUCUUCUGAUCCGUCUCCAACACUCGAAAACCCCUCGCCCCACUAUUGCGAAUUAAAGACUUCGAAAAAGCAACCGCUUGACCAUGUUGGAAUGCGUAGGAAGCUUCUCAAGUUUUGGGCUCAAAGCUACCUUUUGGGAAUUGGAAGAAUUGUCAUCGGGUUUCGAAAUGACGAUGGAAUCCUUACGGAAAUUAAAGAGCUACCCACUCGCCAAAUUCCAAAUCUUCUUCGUCCAUACGCAAAACCACAAGACUGGACUGCAAACCGCCUUUUGGUAGUUUUAGAGCAAGAACUUGACUGGCUAAAAAAGUGUGUUCAAAAGCAUCCUCCAAACACCAAGUUUACUUUACAGUACUCGGGAAAUGGCAAACUGGUUUUGCGUGUCCAUCCACAUAAUUAA